AUGGUUACGAUGAUGAUGGUUAGGAUCAAAACGGAGAACCAGCGAAUGAACGAGGGUGAAUAUUGCGGAGAGGACAGCAGCAACAACAACUUCAACAUAAACGACAACAACAACAACAACCACAACACGCCAUUUGACAUCAGUAGCAGUAACAACAACAACAUCAUGGUUGUUGAAAACAAUGCUAACAACAACAUCAACAACAAUAAAAACAUAAACAACAGCAAAAACAGCAACAGCAGCUGUGCUACCAACGGUUUCAUACAAAUGGAUUUUCAGAAUAAUCAGCAAAAUAACAACAAGUGCAACAAAAUUGACAGCAACAAUCUCAAUAAUAGAACAUGA
Messenger RNA from Helobdella robusta, 345 nucleotides. RefSeq lists its product as hypothetical. Lineage: Eukaryota; Metazoa; Annelida; Clitellata; Rhynchobdellida; Glossiphoniidae. The record is from RefSeq and is a predicted model, not a curated record. The coding region runs from base 1 to 345 and encodes 114 amino acids. The transcript is spliced from 3 exons.